AGGAGGGGGGUCGGUGAGGAGGCUUCAGCCAAUGGGAGUUAGCGUGUCAUGGGGCCGUCGGGGCGGCAGGCUCUCCUCGGAGCGCAGAGUUAGUGGCGACCGUGGUGCUGGUGCGGCUAUGGCUGGAGUGUGUCGGGGCGCGAUGCUCGGCUGCGCGAUGCUGCUGAUCGGCGUAUCCCGCGUCCUCGGUCUGAAAUGUUACUGCACCCACUGUGUGUUAACUAACUUCACCUGUGAGACGGAUGGGCUCUGUAUGACUACUGUCACUCGCAAGGAAGACCGGAUAGUACAUGGCAAGAUGUGUGUUUCAAAUGCUGAACUGAUACCUCCAGACAGACCGUUUCUAUGUGCAAUAUCCAAAAAUGACGCUGUAUCAAAUCGUUGCUGUGAUACUGAUUUGUGUAAUCGAUAUGAUUUACCUGUGCCAACAAGAGUGACUGAUGCUCCACCUCCGUGGUUAAACUUGGGCCCUGUGGAAUUGGCGGCAAUCAUUGCUGGACCAGUGUGUGUAGUUUGCAUCUUACUGAUGGUGACCUUCUACUUCUUUCACAACCGCACGGUCGUACAUCAUCGUGUCCCCCAUGAAGAAGACCCAUCGUUAGAUCAUCCGUUCAUUUCUGAGGGUACCACUCUCAAGGAUUUAAUUUACGAUAUGACGACUUCAGGGUCUGGUUCAGGGUUGCCUUUACUUGUGCAAAGGACAAUUGCAAGAACAAUUGUACUACAAGAAAGUAUAGGUAAAGGUCGAUUUGGAGAAGUCUGGCGAGGAAAAUGGCGAGGUGAAGAAGUUGCAGUUAAAAUCUUCUCUUCUCGUGAAGAAAGGUCAUGGUUUCGUGAGGCAGAAAUUUACCAGACGGUGAUGUUGCGCCAUGAGAAUAUUCUUGGGUUCAUCGCAGCAGAUAACAAAGAUAAUGGGACUUGGACGCAGCUGUGGCUGGUAUCAGAUUAUCAUGAACAUGGUUCCCUUUUUGACUACUUGAACAGGUACACUGUUACUGUGGAAGGAAUGAUUAAACUGGCACUUUCUACAGCCAGUGGACUUGCACACUUGCAUAUGGAAAUUGUUGGUACACAAGGAAAACCUGCCAUUGCACACAGAGACCUCAAAUCAAAAAACAUUCUGGUAAAGAAGAAUGGAACUUGCUGCAUUGCAGAUUUAGGGUUGGCAGUAAGGCAUGACUCAGCCACAGAUACGAUUGAUAUUGCUCCAAAUCACAGAGUGGGAACAAAAAGAUACAUGGCUCCAGAGGUUCUCGAUGAUUCCAUAAACAUGAAACAUUUUGAGUCGUUUAAAAGAGCAGAUAUCUAUGCCAUGGGCUUAGUAUUUUGGGAAAUAGCACGAAGAUGUUCAGUUGGUGGUAUUCAUGAAGACUAUCAGCUACCUUACUAUGACCUAGUACCAUCAGACCCGUCGAUUGAGGAAAUGAGGAAAGUGGUGUGUGAGCAGAAACUACGGCCAAACAUUCCUAACCGAUGGCAAAGUUGUGAGGCUCUCCGCGUAAUGGCCAAAAUCAUGCGCGAAUGUUGGUACGCCAAUGGAGCAGCCAGAUUAACUGCUCUUCGGAUCAAGAAAACGUUGUCUCAGCUCAGCCAGCAGGAAGGCAUAAAAAUGUAGUCACAGGCAGUCCGGAGAUCAAGUUGACAGGAUGCUAACUGCAAUUGGAUUGCAGUUCUGUUGGAAGGGAUUCUUGUUCUACCUCAUCGAGGGAGCAGAAGAUGGAUCACUCUGUCUGCACCGCAUUUUCUAAGUCACAUAGGAAAUUUCCACCAUACAAAGCUCUCUAAUGGACGUGCUGGGUGCAGGCUGAGGUCCACUUUGUGCACUGAACGCCACCUUCCCAGGACAUUGACAUAUUAUGUAGCUUAGGGUUUUUUAAUUAACAUUUAACUUGACGACAAAGUUUUAUUAUUGGUCUUAAUAGUAGAAAAGCUGGAACACUUCGGCCUUUACCAAUACUGCCCCAGAAAUUUUGGAGAGACUGGUAAUGGGGCUAGUCCCGCAAAGGAAUGAAAUUUCUGUGCAAGAUACAGUAUUACACACAAAAAAGUACUCUUAAGGGUUGAGUACUAGUUUCACUGCUUAGAAACUCAACAUAAUGUUGAUGCCUUGCAAUCUAUCAUCACCUUGUUUGCUAAAGCUUUGAGUCAAGAAUUCUAUACCACAUUUGGUUUGAAGAACUACUUCACCAUGUUGAAAUGGCCUGUAUUUUUCUUCUGGGAACAAAAUUGAAAGCUGUUGCUAUUUGCGGAGAUGAGGCUGUUAGUAAAUUGUGGGUUAUUGAAGUAGAUACACAAAUUCAAGCCUAUGAAUGGUAGCCACACCUAUUUUAAAGAAAUACACUAUCGUAAUCACGGAUAAUUUCUAAGUUUAGAGAUAAUUAGGUGAGGGGCUUCAAUUGGCAGGUUUUAUUUGAUAAAUUCAACUUUGUUUUAACUGGACAUUUUUGCACUUACAUCUUUGGAGUUCUUGUUUUUAAACUUACGAAUGCCAAUUCCUAAUUGCGUGCUCUGGAUGCAUACCACUCUCUUCAUAAACACCUGGAGUGGAAUGUGCACUGCUGUUGCUCAUAGGUUUGUGGUGGAGCAGCAAGGAAUGUACUUACACUUCUGAAGCUUGGUCCCCUGAUAAUGGAGGCUUUCCUUUUUUUCUGGGGGUGGGUGGGGGUGUUAAGUUGUGGUGGGGAGGAGAAAGUGUUAGAUGGGGAUGGGUUGGGGUUCCACUGGUAGUCAAAGAUUGCUUAGUUUUUGCUAAGAAAUGGUUAUUUUGCCAUUUUAGACUUUUAAAAUAGAAAUGCCUCUCUACCAAAUAAAAUUCUAAUGCAUUUUCUCACUAAAUGGUAGCAGUCAAAUUGAUUGUUAUUGUACAUGGGAUAGUAUGUAGAUUUAUCUUGACAAAUAUUUGCCUAUUUUUCUCUCUGCAUUAUAACACUAAUGACCCAACCAAGUCUUAUUCAAUGCAUUAAAUGUUUGCAAUUUAUCAUGCCAUCUUUUUGAAGUGAAAACAUUUUACUUACUUAUCAGUGCCAUUAAAAUCACAUUAACUUUAAUGAAUUUAGAACUGUAACUAGAGUUACUUAAAUGAACUUACUAUCUGGAGUAUACCAGAUCUUGGCUUUUGAAAAGACAAUGUUUUGCAGGAACAAGUAAGCAAAGCAGUUCAAAAUCUGAAUUAAAUCAACUUAUUCAUGCAAAUUAUUUCCCCUAUGAUUUACAUGCUGCUCAGUUCCUACCCUAGCAAUGUUUCUGUAUUUUUUAGCCCCAAAAUGAAUUUUGUUUGUGUUUUUUGGGGGGGGGGGGAGUUGAGGACAAAGGGGAAGAUUUUUUUUGUGCAUGAAUACUUUCAUUGUGGCUUUAUUAGAUGAUUCUUUUAAUUUCUGAUGCUAUGUUUCUGCGGCACAUAAUGAAAUAGCAGUGGGUGUUGCUUAGGGGUAUCUUUCCUGCCCUGUUAACCGUCUACAAAAUUUCCGGCUUGGAAUCUGCUUCUUUAUUUGCACAAAAGAAAGUCAUCACAGGCCUUAUUAUGUUGCACGAUAAGUUCUCAAACUGUGUGUAAAUCCAAGGCUAUCUGGCUGCCUACUGUUUACUUCUCUUGGAGCACUUAGUCUGCUAACAGCUUUUUGAGGAAAAAACAGUCCAAAAAAAUCCCUCUCCCUCACAACUUUAAGAUGCACUUCAUACACUGCAUUUAUUGAUUACUGAGCGCUUUAUCAAGCCUGUGAAGAUAGCUACAAAGAUUCAACAUCCUAAUUAAACCCAAGGAUGAAGUGACUUUAGCAACUUGUAUUUAUUACAGCACUACUGUGCAGUAUUGUUCCUUGAAUUUGGCAAAUACGCAACUAACCAAAUAUUAUCUGGUUGCAUUAAAAUUACCUCCAUAUGUUAGUGUAACUUUUAGUUUUAACUUAGCUUGCAUAUAUUAUAUAUUUUCAAAUAAGAAAGCCCACAGUAAGAAAAGAGUUUUAUUGCUACAGCUUUUUAUAUCAUGAUUAACAUAUAUCAAACCUGGUAAAAGAAAAGUGUGGACAAAAUUAUAUAGAAAAUGUUGCAUUUAGUUCAAGUAAAUCCAGAUCUUUUCUCUUGUUCUUAAUCUCAAAGUAUUUAGUUCCCUGGCUGAGAAACAGUAUUAUUAUUGCAAGCUAUGGAGGAACAUGAAGUGGCAGAGCUGCUGCUUAAACCCUUGGGUAAAUGUGUGGUUGCUUGUUUUUAAAAAAAUUCUCAUCAGUCAUUCCUGUUGUAAGUAAUCACUGAGUACAUUGUCAUAGGUCUAAUAUAUAGGUCAGAAAACAUCCUUAAACGUAUUACAAGUUUUGUAUGGUUGGCUUACGUGUGCAGCAAAAUGCACACCUUCCUCUGAAACCAUAGUAAUUGCUGUGAUCUGUGUGGCAUGUUAAAUGUGCAUAUUGGAUAUGCUCGUUUAUUACUAUGCUAAAUCUACCCAUGGCAACUCUCAGUGCAAGCGAUACUGCUACAUAUGUAAUGUUAAUGUCAAAUUAUGGAGCAUUGUGUAUUUUUUUUUCCCUGUAUUGAGUGCCACGGCUUGCCCUCUCCAGGACAGUCCCACUUACCUUGUGUUUCUUCAUGUAGCCUUUCAGUGUAUCUGGUAUUACCCUUUAUUCUACACUCAAACCAUGCAAUUGAACCUUUUUAUGUAGUUUUCCAUUAAAUUAAAGAUACCUCCGGAAUGACCAAGUUGUAUUUACCUCACUGUGUUUGUGAUAUUUUAUAUAUAUGCACAAAGAUAUUUAAUAUAUAUAAAUAUAUCAUAUCACACUGAUUAGGUUCAGUAAAUCAGCACGUUUGCAAACUCAAGUUGAUUUAUAUAAAAUAUGGAUGCUGUAUUAAUUUAAAAAUCCUGUAUCUGUCCAUGGUACUGAAGUGUCUUGUGUAUGUAUUGCGCCUGGCUUAUUGUAUACUAGGUAUUCCUUUGUAUUGUUUGUAUAAAGUUGCUGAUCCAGGAAGUAUCCACGCUGCCCUUGCAUUGUUUCUUUUCCAUUGGAGGUACAGCUUUACAGCUAGUGUGUAUGGAAAAAGGAAAUAUACUGAAGUCAGCAAAUGUGCUGCAUUCAACAUUUUUUUUCUUUCUUCCUAAAGUUCUAUUAUCAUAAAUUAUGUAAUACAACUCCCUGGUUUUUCAAAUCAUGGUAUUUUGUACAAUGUGCACAACAGAGAUGGGCAAUGCUAGAUACUGAAUUAAAUGGCUUACUGAAAGUAUUGGCAUUGUACAAUGCAUCUGACAAAACCUGAUUAAAAAUAAACUCUAUCAUCUAGAUAAGUGA
Messenger RNA from Hypanus sabinus (Atlantic stingray), 5276 nucleotides. RefSeq names its product TGF-beta receptor type-1-like. Gene Ontology annotation, cellular component: plasma membrane; activin receptor complex. The record is from RefSeq and is a predicted model, not a curated record. The coding region runs from base 32 to 1615 and encodes 527 amino acids. The transcript has 9 exons. Gene Ontology annotation, biological process: heart development; protein phosphorylation; activin receptor signaling pathway. Lineage: Eukaryota; Metazoa; Chordata; Chondrichthyes; Myliobatiformes; Dasyatidae. Gene Ontology annotation, molecular function: activin receptor activity, type I; ATP binding; SMAD binding.